GCAUGGCCAACUACAGGAUCGGCCACGGAAGCUCAGAAGUCAUGUGAUCUGACGUCACGAACUCCGUCUGAGGAAAGAACGUUUGAGUGUGAGAAUGGAUGUGUGCCGUUGGAGUAGCGUAAAUAUUUAGUGUUUCUCGUUAAUAACGAAUAUUUUAAACCGUUUUAUUUUAUAUUAUUUAUAAUGCCAGAUCGAUGCUGUGUCCCAGAAUGCCAGUCAAAUUAUGACAAAGCUGGAACGUACGUUUCUGUUUUUAAAUUUCCGAAAGACGUUGAAAAGAAAAGUAUAUGGUGCAAGAAGAUUCCACGAAGAAACUGGUCGCCAUCUGCAAGAAGUGUUGUGUGUGAAAAACAUUUCAUUCAAUCGGAUAGUAUAAGAAUUGACGAAAUAUCAGACAGAGAUGGUACUAUCUUAAAAGUGCCAAGAAAAUGUCCAAAACUGAAGGAAGAUGCUUAUCCGUCUAUAUUUCCUAAUUGCCCAAAAUACCUGACGGAAAACAAACCUACUCCAAGAACAAGUAGAUCUGAAAAACUUGCAAAAUCAGAUGAAAUUGCAUUUCAGCAAUUUUUAGAUAAAGACCGAAUCAAAAGUUUUAUUGAUUUUUGUGAACAAUUGGAUCUACGGGUAAAUUCGUUCAAUUUAAUUUCAAAACCAAUUGUAAUAAAAAACAGUGAUCAUGUAUUUUUAAUUAAUUUAAAUUCAUUGUCAGCACCAAGGGUACUUUCAAGCAUAAAAAUCAAUAAUGAUAUGAGUUUAAAUGUUUUUCUUGGUGAUAUUUCUGUUCCUGUAUCUCACUUCAAAAUUAUUCUAAAUAACCCAGAUAAUCUUUUGCGAUGGAGUGAACUGGAAAAUAUUUUAAGUUUCAUUAAAAAUAUGCAGAAAGAUGACUUAAAUGAAGUGCUUCCUAGUGAAAAAGAAAAGUCUGUGUAUCAUUGGAAAAAAUGCAUUUCUCCUGAUGAUGUGUAUGACAAUAAAAAGUUCAUAUUAGAGCAAAUGAACUUGUGUGAUAAAUCUAAAAUGGCUCGAAGGUACAGCAGUGAACUUUUAAUUUUUGCAUAUUCUUUAUACAUGAAGUCCUCAUCAUGUUAUUCUUCGUUGUACGACAGCGGUUUAUUGUCAAUGCCAUCAAACGAUCAUUUAGGUAAAAUUACAAGCAUUCUGAAUCUCGACAAUUCGUUACAAAAUGAGAAUACAAAAAAAUACAUGAGUGAAAAAUUCAACAAAUUGAACGAUGAAAAUAGAAUUGUAAAUCUACUAAUUGAUGAAAUCUAUGUAAAGAAAUCAAUUGCUUAUAAAGGGAAAUCAAUAUCAGGUUUUGCAGAAAAUAAAUCCGAUACUGAAGGUACAACUGUACAAGCUUUCAUGAUAAGCUCUAUUUAUUCAUCUUAUAAAAAAACUAUUGCCUUAGUUCCUGUUAAUAAUAUGAAUGCAGAUUAUUUAUGCUGCCUGACCCGCAAAGCUCUUCAUAUUCUGAAUAAAGCAGGAUUUUCAGUUGUUUCGAUGAUUUCUGAUAACAGCAGAAUAAACAGGAACAUGUUUCAGAAGUUAGGUCAUAUAAACAAAUGUCAACUCAUGUCUGCAACCCUGCAAAAUAACGAGAAAAAAUUAUUCUUACUUUUUGAUUCAGUACACCUUUUGAAAUCAUAA
Messenger RNA from Stegodyphus dumicola, 1647 nucleotides. RefSeq lists its product as uncharacterized. The record is from RefSeq and is a predicted model, not a curated record. NCBI's taxonomy places the organism in Eukaryota, Metazoa, Arthropoda, Arachnida, Araneae, Eresidae.